Messenger RNA from Maniola jurtina (meadow brown), 7382 nucleotides. RefSeq lists its product as uncharacterized. The record is from RefSeq and is a predicted model, not a curated record. The coding region runs from base 470 to 2344 and encodes 624 amino acids. NCBI's taxonomy places the organism in Eukaryota, Metazoa, Arthropoda, Insecta, Lepidoptera, Nymphalidae. The transcript has 13 exons.
AAUACGCGCGCGCGGAGGGAACGCCCGGACGCCGCGUCGCUUCCCCGCUCCCUCUCAUGCAAAAUACAACAAAAUAACCCAAAAACCUCACUGCCAAUCACUAAAAUAUGCAUAGACACAGUGUUUUCGUGCCGCCCCAAGUGUUAUCUGUUACAAAAAAGUGAACGGACCUGUUGUAUAGAGUGGUAACGUCAGGAGCUUUUCACCCAGCGUCCCAGUAUCUUGAAUAAUGAUAUAAAACAACAUUUUGUACGGCAAUAAAUCGGUCGUAACUGUGCGCUUUAAUCGGUAAUGUGUCGUUCCACUCGGGGUUGAGAUACUCUAAUGGAAUAAUGGUUGGACCACAUAAAGAUCACUAAACCGUGUCAUAACAGUAAUCCCGAAACUAUGAACAACACAAAAGUAAAGUGCAACUAACAGAAGUGUACAGAAGUGAUAAGUGAAGUGAAGUGUCAAUGGUGGCGCGGCGAUGGCCCGGCACCGGCCGACCGCGCGCCACUUCCACAACCAGCCGGAGCUGCAGAGAGGCGGCAGUUCAGGUCUGAUGCUGCGGUGGAUCUUCCUCGCGUGGCUGGCUAGCUGCGGCCCGCUGGGGAACACUGUCAAACAGGAUGGUUGCGCGUUCCCGGCGCGAUGGCAAGGCCGCUGGUUCCAGUCCGGAGUGAUCCAGCCCAUCAUGAUAGACGGUGCCAUCCUCUCCAACAAGGGCCGCUGCCUGUCUUCCGAGGGCGACAAGUUUCUUAUCGUUGACGAAAAAGGCUGCUACCGUUGCGUUGUGAUGCAUGAAAAACACACGAACGUUCUGCAAUACAAAGAGACCUUCUGCCAUCGCCGGGACGCCCUCCCACACCUCUGCUCAAUGAUCACCGGCGACGCGCUGCUUUACUCGAUGUUCAGGGAAAACGCUGAGCCCGUGGAGUGUCCGCUUAAAGGACCUUUCUCUUUCACUUAUAACAGAGGGCACGGCGAUUGCAAAAUACCAGCAUCAUCAAUAGAAAGCUGCACUGAAGACUCCAGGUUACUGCUCAACUACCAAGCGUGCCCCGAUGUGUACGGUUCAGAAAGUACAGUGGAAGAACUGGAAUGUCUGGCGACGUGGAAGGAGGGCAGCCUGCGCUUCCUGGUGGGCAAGCUGCACCACAACCACGCCACCAGCAACGAGGACCGGUACAGAUGCUUCGUCUACGAGAAGACAAAUGGUAUUGCAUCAGGCAGCAGUAUGAAGGAAGGGCCAGCUCCAGCGGGGGGCGUGGAGUACAGAGUGGCGCAGUCGGGCGACGCGACCUGCAAUGGCCUCUUCAGUGCCACAGAGGGGUCUAGGACUAUGGCUUUGAAGAGAGUAUCAGUCCGCUUCAACUGUCAGUUCCCUUCUUGGAUGACGUUCUCCCUUACAUGGCAUACCCUCGACUUCAGUAGUAACUACACAUUCUACCAACGCAACGCCACACUUCGCAUCACCAACCAAACCGGGGCUGAAAUCAAAGUUCACUGCGUCUAUGUCAAAGCCAGCUCACCUAGCGGCAACUCUGUCGCCCUGGUAGCUCACUGGCAGCAUCACUGUGCAACCCGAUACGUCUGCGUGGUACUAUACCGACGUGACACCUACAUAGCUGAGUUGCAGCGAGGCACUCCCACUUCUAGGCCGGACGAUGCCUGUUCUACACAUCAUUUUAAUGCUGUCACAGCACCUUACGUUACUUUAGUUGCUAGUAAUCCAGAAUCAAAAGAAUGCCCGUAUUCUGGGAAAUACAUAAUCUCAAAUCACCGUCACAAACGAAGUUUUCGUAUGAGUGAACGAGAGAGAAAUAGGAGUAAGCGAGACAAAGCAAUGUUCGAACAUAAUCAUAGGGUUAACCACACUAGACUGUUCAAUUUUAGCGUAAGGAAUAUGUCAAGUACUCCGAUAUUGAGGAGUAGAAGACAAUCGGAAGAACCGAGUUGUGCUGGCGGCGUGUAUAGUAGGCUGGCGGUCGGGUGCAAUUCUAAUAAGAACAUGGAGUUUUACUCCACUUGUGAUAAUAAGGAAAUAGUUACAGUAUACAUAUGCCACGGUGGUUGGUACGAGAACGGCGCGUCAUUUGUCGUGACCACGCCAGUGACGCGGGACAGCACGGCGGCUCGGCGGUACUGCUUCGUGUCCAGGGAGCCGCGCGACGGAGCCCUGACUGUGGCGCGCUCGGCGGCCAACUGUGAGCGCGCGGUGUCGGAGCCUGAAGCUAUGUUGUUUGACGCGGCAUUUACUGGUAAAUGCCAAGACAAACCUAACGGCCAACCGCCUACCAUACCAUCGGCAUACACUAUCUGUAUAUCAGCCGUCAUCCUACAUUUUAUCAUACCGAGGUGAUUUACAUAGAUGCGUAAUAUAGGAAUUUUUGAACCCCUACCGUUGUAAUUAUAUUAAAGCUUAAGUAAAAAAUGUUCUUUUCACACAUUGUUACAUUAUUUUUAAUGUAUUUUGAAAUUGCUCAUCACAUUUUUAUAAGUUUUAGAUAAUUUGUUGUGUGUUCAGGUAAUUUAUAAUAAAACUUAAACGGAAUGUUGUUGUAAAAGUUUUCAUCUAAUUUUACAUAAUUUUUUAUUUAUUUAUUUGGAAAACACCUAGCUUAAGCUUUUAAGUAUAAUUUUAUUUUUAUCACAGCGUAUUAGCCGCGAAUUACCUUAUACUUAAGUAUAUUUACUUUCAUAAUUGUAUUAAAACAGUUAUACUUAUUUUCACCGACAUAGUAAUAUUUAUGCACCUUAUAAAAUUGAAUAUCUACAUAGUUUUAUUUUGUUAAAAAAAACAAUUAACGUUUUAUGUUUUCACCUUAAAGUAUGUGAAUAAAAUUAGAUACAACCUCUUCCAUAAUAAAAAUAUAAGAAAAGCCUUAUAUCACUUACAUAAUUAUAACGAUAAUUUUUUUCUUACUAUUUGUGCAAUAAAGGUUUCUACCUGUGCCAUGACACACUUAAAUAUUGACACAGAUAUUCAGAAAUAAAUGGCUUUUAACGAUUUUUACCUGGUUCAUUAAUUAAUAUUUCGAAUUUCAAAUAAAUAUAAAGAUGUCAUAUAAUUUCGAAUGAUGAUAGAGAUGGUGCAAAUGGUUGUGAAAUAAAUGUUUAUUAAUAACUACUGGUGAAGGAGUCAUCUUAAAUUCUUUGGUUUUUAGAGCGUGUAAUAAAAUAUGAUAACAUCGGUAAAAGGAACUUUAAUAAUAUGAUGAUAUUAUGUAUCAGAGAUAGGUAUAUAUUUUUUUGGUUAGAUAUUGUAAGAAUUGCAAGAUAUAAUAGUUCAAAAUUAGCAAUGAUUAAUUAAUAAUAAAGAUUUUUGAAUUCCAUGUCUUACGUAACUACAUUAUGCUACCUUACGAGAAUAAUCGCAAAUAAAUAUCCCGAUAUUUCAAUAAUAUCGUGUAAUAUAACAUUAUAUUAUAGUCUAUCUUUGGUUAAGAUGUAGGUACUGAAUGAUAUUUUGUUAUUUUAGUCACUUGCACUUUCCUCAUUGCUUAUGUUACAUAAAAUAUACAGAAGUUAUAAAUACAAUAAUAAUCUAAUUAGUGAAUAUAAAAAAACAUAUAGUACAGAACUAUCAGUUAAUCAUAUUCAGAAUCAGUCAAAAAUAACAUUUUAAUAGUUCAGCGCUUAGCUUAAAAUAUACUGCACGCCUUUUUUGCGAUAUCACUUUUAGUUUAUUUACUCAAAAAUUGAGUCAUAUAAAGCAAUAAAAAUGUUCUUAGAAAAUAAUAAUAUUAUUGAAAUGCUCUAAAAUACACAUUUUUUAAUUAAAGAUACUAACCCUUCAGGGUAAAAGUAAGUUAAAUCAAGUUUACCUUUUAAAUACCUAUACCUUUACCCUGAAAUGAAUGAAAGAAUUUUGGACACCGUGAAAUUGUUAGUGAAAUGCAUUUAUUUACGCACAUAAAUAAUUAUUAUUAUAACAAUUUUGAUAAUUAAAAUAUAAAUCUGUAAAACAAAUGUACACUAACUAUUUAUUUUUCAAUUUUUUGAAUUCUUAGAUACUUAUAAAUUCUCUCUUUUGUAUCAUAAGUAGUAGUUUCAAAAAAUAUCUUCCACUUUAUUGUAUUUAUGGUAUAAAAUUAUAACAAACAAACAAAACAUAAACUAGCUUUAAUCACAGCAUCGAAGACUGUAUAUUUCUCAGAUAUUUAAGACAACUUUAGCUUCUCUCACAAUACAAGUUUUUAAUAAGUUAUUUCUCAAGUUAUGUAUGGAUGUUCAAAUCAACUUUCACAGCUUAAAAAAUUAACUAUUACCACCCAAGAAAGCGAUACAAACUCCCUUCUGCCAAUUUAUCGUCAUCCACAACGUAAUGGUGCUGGUACUGCCGCGCUGGCGUAAUCCUCUCAUCUUAUUUGUUACGUGAGUGAGAGACACCGAUGUUGCUUACGUAUAGUUUUUUUUUUUUUUUUUGCUUUGCUCAGACCUCAGCCCUACCGUUUGCGGAGAGGUUGGUGUUCCAUGUUCCGGUAGUAGCAAUAAAUAAUUAAAUCAGCUUCUAUGGAGUGUCAGGGGUGUGAUUGUAGCCCAAAAUUUGAUGCGAGAACGUAGAUUAGCCUACCCUAACUUAGCCGAUAUAUUUUUUUCACUCGUAAAAUGAACGGAAUAUUGUGAAAGAAACUAUUCGUUUUCUGCUUUUAAUUAUAAUCAUACAUGUAUUUAAAUAAACAAGAAAUAUUAUUAUGUUUUAUGUGAAAAUAUUCAUGUUAAAUCGAACACGAAGCUUAGUAAAGAUGUACAAAGUUAUUGUAACGAGUUAUUGUGUAGCUAGAAUAAUUUAGCGCUAUAUUUUUCAUGAACGGUGUUAGUUCAUAUUUAGAUAUUUUAAAUAUUUGGUAGUUAGCCCAAGGAAUAAUAAGCUUUGUGUUUUCAUACCGUAAAUAAUGACGAGCCUUUGUGACGAGCAAAUGAAAUACAAUGUCUGGAAAUUCUGAAUGGUCAAGUGACAAGAUUGUUUUUUUUUCGCAAACUGUUCUCAUUUUAUGAUAGUACGAUUCUUUUAGUGCUAUGACUCAUCACUUAAAACCUUAUACUUAACCACUUAACACUAGAUAGAAUUGUGUUUUUAUAAAAUGAGGGUAGUUUACGAGAAAAGUCAGAAGAAAUAAAAUGUCGUAUUAGUUGCAUCAAAGUUUUAUCAGUGUGGGCUCACUUAGUCACGUGAUCCAAAAAAUAUACCUGCAGCGGUGCAGCCCUUCGAGGAUGCUCACGUAACUCUUGUCUCUUGUGAGAGAGAGAUGCGUAUAUUAAAUUUUAGGACGCAGUGCUGUGUGUGCUGCACUUUAUUGCGCACUUUUUUGCGGAGAAAUCCUUCUUUACUUGGAAGAUACUAUUACGUAUCCUAUAGUUUGAUGCUACGGAUACAUUUUCAAAAUCAAUAUUAUACUAUCUGGUUUAAAGUGUUCAAUUCAUGAAUGCAUCUUGGUGUUAAAACAAAGCUUAUGCUUCUUUGUGUCCUUUUGAUUUUGCCCCAAUUUUUAUAAAAAAAAAAAACUAUUUAUACCACCUCCAUCCUACCAUCAUGAAACUACUUUGUAUUUGUUUGCUUAGGUUAAAUAUUUUAAAUAUGUACAACGUUCCUUACCACCUAACCAUAUUGAAAUUAUAAUUUAAUAACUUUAAGAAAAAAUAUUUCUACCACUUUUUAUCCAUAACUAAUUAAAAUAUUUUAAAAGUUAGCUAUACCUUUGAGCCGUAUUACAAUCAGAUUUGCAGAUCAGUCAAAUAAAGUUUGGAUGUUUUUUACUCCUUUAUGCCACAAUGACUCAACUAAUUUGGCUAUAUGGAUUGGAGGUAGCUUUUACCCUAAAAUUUUAUAAUAAAUUGGUUGCUUUUAUCUCAGAAAAUCAAAGAGACUUUUAAAAAACCUAGGUGUAUCCACAGUAUCCUCGUGGAUGAAAUCGUUAAUUUUCUUGUUGCUUCUAGCUCACGCAAUAAAAGAAAUAUACUUACCAAAAUAUUUCGUUCUAUUAUUUAUACUAUCUACUUAUAGCAAAUAUUUUAGGGGUGACUUAAAAUUCUACGUAAGCGAUGUUAAAAAUCCUAAGGAAUGAAUUUAUUCUGCAAAUUAUUGUAAUACGGUACCAUAUUUAAAGCUUCCUUUUUAUUCUCUGGAAGGCAUCUUAGAGAUCAACGCUAAUUGCGAAGUAUUUUUAAGAGAUCAAACCUCGAAUGUAGAAUGAAAAGGAAGCUUGAAAUCUCAUUCUCACGAUUGUUACAAACGCACCAUCUGAUGGUGGCUUUUAUAGUUAAAUACGUAUUUGUUACAACUUUCUAAGGGAAGCAAUGUUUCCUUCAUCAAGCAAUACUAAGAUAGUUAUAGAAUAUACAUUUAGAUAAGGAAGAACGAAUACUCACUAUGAGAUUAAUGUAAUUAUAGUUAACUAGAUAGUUAAGGAUUAGAUAUAAAAUCGCGACAGCAAUAAUAUAUUUGUAUUUAUAGCUAUUGAGCGUUAAAUUUUUAAUAGUUAAUAGGUAGUUGUGAAUAAUUGAGCUAGUGUUGUUAUUUUUUAUUGUGACAGAGAUAUUUCUCAGGAAAUAAGACGAAAAUCAUCUUUAAAGAUAUGAUUAUCAGAUCACUAAAAAUACUUAUCGCUCUGAGCUAAUACCUAAAUAACGGAAACGCCAGUGGAUAUGGAAAUAAAUUAUACAUUCGUAUAAACAUUAAAAAUAAAGGUGGAUAGGCCGUCUGGUACCUACCUUUAACUGUAAAAUGAAUAAUUCGUGGAUUUACUGCUCAAUAACUCAUUAAUUGCAAGUAUUCAUCUACAAUUUGUAACAACUGUGAAGUGUCUGCCAAUCCGCACUUGGCCAGCGUAGUAGACGAUGGCUUUCUUUAACAGGAUCAACACAUUGCCGACUCUGUAGCUAGCCGACGGUGGGUUGAUCAUGGGAAGUGUAAACUUAGUUCAAUAUAGAAGUCUUCACGGUAAAGAAAUACAAUUAUAAUUACAAUAUUAUGAACUCGUUAAGAUGUGUUUCAUAGAACUCCUCUUUACGAGUUAUAAUUAUCGUAUUAUUGAUGAUUUUUUGAAAUCAAUGUAUUGGUCGAAUCGGACAAACGAACAACAAUAUACCUAGGUAGUAGAUACCUAUUUACUACAAGUGCUAAUUUUUAAAAAAAAGCUGCUAGCUUAUGAUGUGAUUUUUUACAUAAUCUUAGCUAUUACAGAAAAUUAACAAGUAUUAACUAAGUACGUAUGAUAUAUCAAUAAACAGAUUCGCCAGUAAGUUGCUCAGGGUGGUUUAGAUUUUGAGGACGAUUUAUAUCUUGAGGAUGAUUCUCUGCUAAACACUGUCAUCGUGGUUUACAUCGUGUGAUAUAGAUACAUUUAAUUAAGUAUAUAUAGUCGUCAGCAUGGAUUAUAAUAAACUGCAAAACUGUA